Messenger RNA from Nezara viridula (southern green stink bug), 2011 nucleotides. NCBI's taxonomy places the organism in Eukaryota, Metazoa, Arthropoda, Insecta, Hemiptera, Pentatomidae. The record is from the annotation of a GenBank genome assembly.
AUGACAUUGCCACUACUGAUAUGGCAGGUAACGUCUGUAGGACAGGCCCGGCGCAGUGUUCGCCGGAGUGGACACGGAGAAGAACGGAGAGGAGCUGAGCAGCACACUUACCGUGAGCAACAUCAGCCCCCAGGCUGCCGGCAAGUACACCUGCAAGCCGUACCUGUCCGGCAAAUCUGCAUCCGUCCUCGUCAGCAUACUUGAAGGUGAAAGGACUGAAGCAAUGCAGGGUCAAACUUCUUCAGCAAUUUCUUCUAAUAAAUCUUGGUCAACGAUGGUCAUACAUAUUACAUCAUUUUGGCUACUCGGGAAGUUCCAUUUACUGCAUUAAAAGAAGAAAAUGACGUAAAUAAUAUUUCGGCUUUUAAAUACUCUCCUCUGUAAUUUCUAUUAUCAUUAUUCGAAUGUCUCGUUUUCUUGUCACAGAUAUUUUUCAACUGUUACUCAGAAAUAAAUCUCAUCAGUUGGCCAUUUUGUAAAUAUCUUGUAUUAAUUGUAUAUAUGUAUUAAAAAUUUUCACAUUUAUGUGUAUAUAUUGUAAAUAGCGAAGGAUUUUAUUUUUUAAGAAUAUUGGCAGUAACAUUUUUAUGUUAGCUGUGUGUUGUGUUAUAGAUACGGCGAAGGCUAAUUUAUGUACACAUAAAAGUAAAAUAACUUUUCAUAUUCAGGUAUUAAUUGUUUUCCUGAUUUAAAUUUAUUAUAUGCACCUUUUAGUAAUUUUAUAUUUUAUUGAGAUAUAACACUUUUAUUUGCUGGUAAUUAAUAAAUGUCUUAAAAUAGUUAUUUUUACUAUAAAUGCAAAUUAUGAUCAAUGAAACAUGACACUAUAAACAUUUAUAUUACUAUCGGUAAAAUAUUUUAUAAGCUACUAUUGUAUAAGUAAAAUUUAAGUCAUAUUUUUUAGAAAUGUGAGCACAUUAAUACAAUCAUUAGUAAUUCUACUAUUUAUUUAUUUUUUUUUAUUCAUUUACAAUUGAAAUUUAUUUGAAAAUUUCGACAGGAUAUUUACUGAUAAAUAUAUGAAUUAUAAAUCCAGAUUUAGAUAUGUACCAUUCAUAAUAGUGAUUCCUAAAUAGGAUUAUUUAUUACUAAUUAAAGGAUAAGUAUUAAUUAUGGUCAAAGUUUUAUUGUAAUAUUUAUUUUUAGUUGAAUACUUUUUUAUAUGUAAUUCAAAUAAUAUCCUGUAAAUUUGUUACCAACAUUCGUAUUUAGUUUUAGAUUUAUAAACCUCGGAGGCUUAAUCAUGCAUAAUUAGUAAAUUUAUACUUAUAAGCAUAAUGCCACAGUUCUAUUUUAAAGUAGUUGGAGGAACAAUGAUAAGAUUAAAAAUAGUACACAAUAAAUAUAUAGAAAUAGAAAUCAUUGAAGCAUAGAAUAUGUAUUAAAACCACACGUACUCAAUUCCUGUCAUAGAAUUUAAUUCAGUAUUAAUUAUUAGUUUAAUUAAGUUUUAUACUUUUUUUAAUUUCAAUUUUAGUUAUAUUUCUUUCAGGAUUUUGCAAGAAUAAAUCUGUCAUUUUAUUUUAGUUACUUAAUUUUCUUUAAGUUUUAACCAAUUGUAAUUUUUGUCUUGUUAUGUAAAAAAAAAAAAUGUUUUUACUUUUAUUAAACUUAUAAAUAUACAAUUUCAAAUUAAAGGUACAAAUAAUUAAAUACAAAUUUUAAGAAGUCUAAUGCAGAUAAUUUCAGUUAUCAAGUAUAUAUUUAAGUUAGUGUUGUGUAUCACUCAUAUUUGUUUUAAAGAAUAUAAUUUCUUUCUUCAUCUAAAUAUCAUUCUUGAUUUUUUUCUAAAAUUAUAUUUGUUAUUAGUUUAUUUUCCUAAUUGAGCAGUUUUAUUUAUUUUAAAAAAAAUAAACUGAAUUAAUUUAUAUAUUUGUUGCAUUUAAGAAAAUAAAAUUGUAUUUUCACAUUGCAGCUUUCAACUUUGACCCAAAUGGAGUGUAUUUAUCUUAUUAUUAUCUAUUUAUUUUUCAACAUGUAUAUAGAAAAAAUAUAUUUUUAUUUUACAUGA